UUUCCGCUUGGCGAGGCGUCUUUCUCAGAAAGCGUCGAACAUCGUUUAAACAUGGCUGAUACUGAGACGAAGGUGAAAAUUGAAGAUACUGACCCACAAAGUGUUCAAGAUUUGACUGGAUUUGUACAAACCUUGCUUCAGCAAAUGCAAGACAAGUUUCAGCAGAUGUCAGACCAGAUCAUCACAAGAAUUGACGACAUGAGUACACGAAUCGAUGAUUUGGAGAAGAACAUUGGAGACCUGAUGAACCAAGCUGGGGUAGAUGAGCCAGAAAAAUGAGGAAUAAGUUGGGAUUACUAGGCAGCAGAUGAAGAUCGCAAAAGAAGUCAAUGUACACCAUAAACAAAUACAAAUACUGUAGCUUCAAUAACCAUAGUCAAAGCAGUAUGUUUUCAAAGCUUUGCACUUUUAAAUGUAUGCACAUAAUUAGAUUUGAACAGUGACUCUAAUUUUUUUUCCAUGGGGCUUUUUGAGUAAGUAUUGUCAUGUAAUUUGGUUAUGAUUUUCAUUGAAGACAUAAAAUAUUUACAAUAAAUGUGAUUAAUUUGAUGAGUAUAAUUUCAGCUGAUGCAUCAAUGUAUCUCCAAGUUAGAUGUUUUUCCCAGUUCCUCAAUUUUUUAAAUUAGUUUCUUUUGUCUUUCCUGUACCUAAGCACUGAGGUUAUGCAUUUUGGGAUUAUUUUUGUAACUGAAAAUAAACUGCAUAAUUACUUAAA
This is a messenger RNA of Pocillopora verrucosa, 715 nucleotides long. Its product is annotated as heat shock factor-binding protein 1. Gene Ontology annotation, cellular component: cytosol; nucleus. Gene Ontology annotation, biological process: cellular heat acclimation. NCBI's taxonomy places the organism in Eukaryota, Metazoa, Cnidaria, Anthozoa, Scleractinia, Pocilloporidae. Gene Ontology annotation, molecular function: transcription corepressor activity. The record is from RefSeq and is a predicted model, not a curated record.